AUGGAUCCCUCGCAAGACUUCAAGUCCUUGCAGGAAAAGAUCCAGGCCUCCCUGGUCUCGACCACGAAAGCUGUCCAGCGCAUUGCGAGCGAGGACCUCGGAUUCCAACGGACCGUAAACCCCAGCACCGGCGACCGUCUCGAGGAGCAGUCGACGCGCUUGCUGAGCCUCUCGAGCGACCUACUCAAAUCUGCCGCCGUCGCGACCGGCCAGAAGAAUGUUGGCGAACUGGAGGAUGCAGAGGACGUUGACAUACAGUGGCGUGGCAUCGUGGACGUGAUCGACGGGCUUCUCGAAAAAGCCGACAUUUGCUUGGACGAAUACACUGGCUUGGUCAAGAGGAAGUCGGACUUCCCCGAGAAUGGACCUCAGCAGAAGAAGGCGAAGACGAACGAGCGACUCGAUUUCAAUUUCCGACGCGCCAACAUCAUCAAGCCGCAGACCACCUUCGAGCAGCAAGUCGACAAUUUUGCUGUCGGACCAUGGAAGCCGUUGUUGACCCAAAAACCGCAUGCUAUAGUGCCGCUGGAGGACAGUCUUGGUGUGGCGGUUGACGGAAACAACCAGCAGCAGUAUGACUACACACUUUUCUUACCGUCCCUUACUCUCAACUGGGCAGGCAAGCUGCUCGACGAACUGAGCAAGAGCGCCAGGGGAAAAUUCCACAGAAGGAUUCGAAAGCUGCAGAAUAUGGGUGCCACAAAAGAUACUAACAGCCUAUUCAGGUUCAAGCAUCCCUAUGAGACGGAGAUUCUGAAGUUGAAGUACCCUGAGACCACCUACGAGAUACGGGACCCCAUACCAUACCAGCCGAUGGAUACAACCUCUGCAACAUGGGUUGACACCUACGAAGGGGUUCUAGAAAUGCUGGAAGAACUCAAGGGAGCAACGGAAAUCGCGAUCGACCUGGAGCACCACGACUAUCGUUCUUACCAUGGACUGCUCUCACUUAUGCAGAUCAGCACUCGAGAGAAGGACUGGAUUGUUGAUACCCUGAGACCAUGGCGACACAAGCUUGAGGUUCUGAACGAGGUUUUCGCCGACCCGAAUAUCGUUAAGGUGUUCCAUGGCGCUUUUAUGGAUAUCAUCUGGCUGCAGAGAGACCUGGGCCUGUAUAUUGUCGGGCUGUUCGACACCUACCACGCGAGCUCAGCACUCGGAUACCCCCAGAGGAGCUUGGCGUACCUGCUCAAGAGCUUUGUCGACUUUGACGCAGACAAGAAGUACCAAAUGGCGGACUGGAGAAUACGACCCUUGCCGGAAGAGAUGUUCUACUACGCCCGAUCCGACACCCAUUUUUUACUCUACAUCUACGACAUGGUGCGGAACGAGCUUGUUGAGCGGUCUGACCGCAGUGAUCCAGAGAAGGACCUGAUCGAGUACACGCUCCAGAAGUCAAAGGAGACGUCGCUGGACAGAUACACCCCCUUCGCUGCAGAUCCAGAAACGGGCGAGGGAGCUCGGGGAUGGUCCAACUUCCUUUACAAGAGCCAUAUCAGGCUCAGUGGCGAGCAAUUUGCCGUCUACAGAGCCUUGCACAAGUGGCGUGACGAGGCAGCCCGCCAGCAAGACGAGAACCCAACUUUUAUCAUGCCACCACAAGUAGUGAUGGAGAUUGCCAAAAUUUUACCAAACGAUCCCAAGGCUCUGUGGAGUUUACUCGGGAAUUCGUCAUCACAGAAGGCGAAACAGUCGGUUGAGGAUCUCUUCUCAAUUGUCACUGAAGCAAGAAAGGCCGGAGCCGAGGGACCCAGCACGAUUGAUUUCUUCAGGAGCACGUAUCUCGAUAGUCGCUCGGUUGCGGCCGUGAUGAAGAGGGAGCUUGGUAAGGAAGAGAAGCCAGAGCUGGACCUGCCUCCAGUGGAGGAACUCCGCAGCGAGAAGUCCCAGCUUUUUGGCUCUAUCCCACUGAGCAGUUUAUGGGAUGGCUCGUCACAAUCUCAGAAUGGCGCUGUCAGCGAGCAGAUUGCAUUACCUUGGACACAAUUUGUGCAAGAAGCCGUGGCCGCUGCUUCCCAGCAGGAAACUCUACCCAAAUCCCAAGACCGAGACGAGGAUAUGAUCCCGCUCGAAGUGCCGGAGAAGGUGACUCCUGCGCUUCGGAAGGACCAGGACGUGGAGAACACUGAGUUCACACUGAGACAGGGGCGGAAGCGCAAGGUGGAAGAAACACAGGACGAAGAUUCGGGCGAUGGAGGAGCACCGCUCGAUACGGAAGAAAUGAUAUCCCUCGACGUAGACGAGGGCGGAGGCAAGCGUGACAGGAGAUCAAAGAAAAAGGCCGCCAAAGAAGCCAAAAAUGCGAGGAAACAAGCAAAGGCCGGCUCAACAGGUCGGAACGGCACCGAGCAGGCAGAUGCAGCCGAAGACGAAGAUGCGCCUUUCGACUACAGCCAGGCGCAGUCAGUCUUGAAUGCAAAGAGAUCUGCUGCCGCUGCCAACGGCACUGGGGAUGCUCCGGGUAAGAAGAAGGCCUUUGAUCCCUAUGCGGCGAGGAUGAAUGCCGAGGGCCCCAAAGCAGCCAGACGGAUGCACGGGGAGCGUACGGGCAAGGCAGGGACCUUCAAGAAGUAA
Messenger RNA from Diaporthe citri, 2574 nucleotides. RefSeq lists its product as uncharacterized. Gene Ontology annotation, molecular function: nucleotide binding; nucleic acid binding; 3'-5'-RNA exonuclease activity. Gene Ontology annotation, biological process: nuclear polyadenylation-dependent rRNA catabolic process; nuclear polyadenylation-dependent snRNA catabolic process; nuclear polyadenylation-dependent CUT catabolic process. The record is from RefSeq and is a predicted model, not a curated record. Bases 1 to 2574 code for a protein of 857 amino acids. The transcript is spliced from 2 exons. Gene Ontology annotation, cellular component: nuclear exosome (RNase complex); nucleolus. NCBI's taxonomy places the organism in Eukaryota, Fungi, Ascomycota, Sordariomycetes, Diaporthales, Diaporthaceae.